CCUCCCUAACCCUAGCUCCAAAACAGAUAAAAUAUACGACUUCAAUUCUCCCUCCGCCACCACCGUCAACAGAGACGACAAAGGAUACGAAGAAGAAGAUGAUGAACAAGUAAUCGGAGACCCUUUCAUUCAAAACGAAAUUCAGCUUGAAGCCCCCAAACCCUCCAAAAGGGUUACUAAAAUUGUGAUUCAACCGGAGGUUUUGGUUCCAGCGAACUGGAAAGACGUUAGACAGAGAUUAAUAUCAUGAAGAAAGAGAGGAGAAAGAUGGCCUAGGGAAUGGAAUUCGGGAGCAGAUUACAAAAGAGGAAAGACGGGUUAAAACCUAUAUCGAUGGGGUAUGAGAGUAUGAAAGAGUACAAAGCUACAAAACUAAGGGAAUUGAAACCAGUUGUGUUGAAUAAUCCUCAGUUUUUGUUGGACAAGAACGAAGGUGAUGGCAUCGAAGAUGAAAUUGACGAGGGCGAAGGUAGCAGCGGCAUUGGAGUAGCCCCUAGGAACCCUGAAAUGGUUGUGUAUGGCCGAAAUUUGGAGGAUAUUUUACGAUACUUUAACUCUGGCAUGUAUGAUCCUGAAGCUGCCAAAGAUCCAGAAGGUCCUCGUAAGUUGUUUUCAAAAGACGAGAAAGUCCUUAUGAAUAGGCGGACUCCUGAUUUGGCAACUGCUACCUCUGAUAAAUGGCAACCUUUACACACUCUUGCUGCAUUAGGAGAAUUUUACCUUGUUGAUACUUUGAUGAAAUACAAUGUAGAUAUCAAUGUCCCUAAUCAGGAGGGACUCACAGCACUUCACAAAGCAAUACUUGGCAAAAAGAAUGCCAUUUGUAAUUAUCUAUUGAGAAAUUCAGUCAGAAUGUUGUUAAAAUGUAUCAUUUUGAUGACAUUCUAUUAGAAUAUUUACAAUUAUAUUCAUUUUGAGAAAUUCAGCCAGAAUGUUGUUAAAACGUAUCAUUUUGAGAAUGUUAUUCUUAAGAAUUAUAUUCAUUUUGAUGAAAUUCUCUUAGAAUAUUUACAAUUAUAUUAAAAUGUAUCAGUAUGUAAGAUUAUUUAUGAAUUUGUAUUUAAGUUCGGA
Messenger RNA from Lactuca virosa, 1071 nucleotides. Lineage: Eukaryota; Viridiplantae; Streptophyta; Magnoliopsida; Asterales; Asteraceae. The record is from the annotation of a GenBank genome assembly.